UUGCUGCGCGGGCCGGGCCGGGCGGGAGCCAAUGGCAGCGGGCGGGGCGGGGCGGGGCGCGGCGGGGCUAGCCCCUUGCCCAGCCCGGAGAGCUCGGCAGCCAGCCGGCCGGCCAGCCACACGAGGAGGGAGGCGGAGGAGGGACCCCCCGGACGCGCUCGCCGCCCCCGCGCCUCUCCCUCCUGCGCCCGCUGCCGCCGCCGCCAGAGCCCGGCUUCUCCCCUCUGCUCCAGGCCCCUGGCCGCCGCCUCCUUCGCCUUUCUCUCCUUCCUUCCUUGCAUCCUCUUUUUCUUUUCACCUCUCCGCCCUUCACCUCCUGUGCACCUGCUGACCCUUCACCUGUCUGUCUCUCCUUUGCUUUCCCCUCACUUCUGAGUGAUCCUUUCAGUUCCACAAGUUCGUUCCUCCUUCCUUCCUUCCUUCCCCCUCUUGUUUCCUCCACCCACUCCUGCGUUCUUCCUAUCCAAAAAGCCCCCAUUCUGCCAAGCUCCUUUCCUUCCUUCCUUCCUUCCUUCCUUCCCACAGCACCUCUCUGCCCUCUCAAGGAGCACAUUCUAGAUAAAGAGGUUUUUUUCUCCAUCCUUGGCUGCCCUCCGACCUUGACUUGGGAUUUUAACUUAUCUCCUGGGAGAAGAGGGGACAGCAGGCGGCCAGAGGUGACUGCCCAGGCAUCGUCUGCAUCGCCAUAGCCAGCAUUUAAAGGCCCCACCGGACAGAUGCAGAGCGGCUUCCAGCAGAUCCCAAGAGAAGAUGAGGAGGAAGCCGAGGAGGGUGCUGGAACGGGGAUAACCUCCACCUUGAUUUUGUCUGUGUUCACGGCUGUCUUGGGUUCCCUGCAGUUUGGAUACAACAUUGGAGUCAUCAACGCUCCACAAAAGAUAAUUGAACAGAGUUACAAUGCCACAUGGAUGGAACGCCAGGGCUCCGAGGACCCGACGCCCAUCGACCCUGGCACCCUCACCACGCUGUGGUCUUUGUCCGUUGCCAUCUUCUCCAUCGGAGGCAUGCUGUCCUCCUUCUCAGUGGGCAUUGUCUCGGAAUGGCUUGGCAGGAAGAGGGCCAUAAUCGUGAAUAAUGCCCUAUCUUUUCUCGGUGGCGCUUUCAUGGGUCUGGCCCAGCUCGGCAAAUCCUACGAGAUGAUGAUUCUGGGACGCUUCUUCAUUGGGGCUUUCUCAGGAUUCGCCUCUGGUCUCAUCCCCAUGUACGUGGGUGAAAUCUCCCCUACCCACCUGCGGGGAGCACUGGGCACGUUGAAUCAGUUGGCCAUUGUCAUCGGAAUCCUUAUUGCACAGGUGUUUGGCCUGGAGGGGCUCCUGGGGACCGAGAAGCUGUGGCCCCUCCUGAUGGGUCUCACGGUGCUCCCCUCUGCUCUCCAGCUCCUAUUCUUCCCCUUCUGCCCGGAGAGUCCCCGCUACCUCUACAUUGUCCGCAACAAGGAGUCCAAAGCCAAAGAAAGCCUCAAGCGGCUGACGGGCCACGCGGACGUCACCGCGGCUCUCACGGAGAUGAAGGAGGAGAAGCGGCGCAUGGACCUGGAGCGCAAGGUCUCCAUCCUCCAGCUCUUCCGCUGCCGUAUAUACCGCCAGCCCCUGCUGAUCGCGGUGGUCCUUCAGCUGUCCCAGCAGCUCUCUGGCAUCAAUGCGAUAUUCUAUUACUCCACCGACAUCUUCACAAAGGCUGGGCUGGAGAAACCCAUCUAUGCCACCAUCGGAGCAGGUGUGGUCAACACGGUUUUCACCAUCAUUUCGGUGUUCUUGGUAGAGCGGGCAGGACGGCGAACCCUGCAUCUUUUGGGGCUGAGUGGAAUGUGUGUGUGCGCUAUCCUUAUGACGGUGUCUCUUCUAUUGUUGGAGCGUGUGCCAGUAAUGAGCUACCUCAGCAUGGUGGCCAUCUUUGGCUUUGUGGCGUUCUUUGAGAUUGGGCCAGGGCCCAUCCCGUGGUUCAUCGUGGCCGAGCUCUUCAGUCAGGGCCCUCGCCCAGCUGCUAUGGCCGUGGCCGGCUUUGCCAACUGGACCUGCAAUUUCAUCAUUGGCAUGAGCUUUCCGUCAAUUGUGGAGAAAACUCACGCCUACGUCUUCCUGAUCUUCGCCGGCAUCCUCGUGGUGUUCAUUGCUUUCACGUAUUUCAAGGUGCCUGAGACUCGAGGGCGCACCUUUGAUCAGAUAGCUGCCACAUUCCGACGCACCCCAUCCUUGUUAGACCGUGAGAUCAAGCCGUACACAGAGCUGGAUGAACUGAGUCCGGACAUGCACGAAUGAGUGGAGGCAAGGCAGCUGGGGAGGGGGGAACCCCAACCACCAAGGACCCAGAAAGGGAAAACAGGAGCGGCUGGGCAGUUGGGGUGAGCAGCAAAGGUACCAGCAUCUAUCUUAGCACUUUAAUGUUAUUGUAAGGCUUAGAGAGUCUGGCCUAUGGUUAGAAAGGAACCCAGUUCUCUUGAGGUCAGUUUUUAGUCUUGAUGCUUUUUUUCAUUUUUUAGAAAAGAAAAAAUAAAUAAAACUAAGGCAGGUUUAUUUGCAAGGUGGCUUCCUCAGUUUUGGAAGAUAAACAGGCCUGUGGCCAGCCUAAACGUUCUGACAGGGCACCAAAGAAGUAAGGGGGCAGACAGUUUGUGGCCUGGAGCACUUAUUUGUAGAUGAUUUAGGGGGUGAAGAAAAUCUAGGGGGGCUGGGCCUGCCCUAUCCCCCCACCUCCAGCUGUGGGACUGAGUAUAAGAAGCUCAUGGCUUGAAAGACUGACAGGUAGACAUAAACGUUACUGUAAAUAAAGGGCUGUGGGAAAUGUGUGUGGCAAAGAGAGGCCCUCCGACCCCAUUUUGCUGCCCUGGGCUGGAAGAGACAGAAUCUCACCAAGAAAGCAAAGACUGUAACUGCAAUGGUGACUGUGGGUUUGGACAUUUCGGUUAUUUAUGUAUGUGUUGUGUCAGCUUUAAUCAGAGUCAGGGGCAAGUCUUGAGUCCCUGGUAGGGCUCUGCCUGGCACAUGUGAAGAAAUCCUCAACAGGAAAGUGCCCCUGACCAAGCACUGAACAGUUUUCUCCUCACCGCUGGGAGGCCAGGGCUUCCAAGUACUUUUCAUUUAUAAAGUUAAGCACUGGAGGGGCCCUAAGUAUCACUGGACCCCUUGUUCCUUGAGAUAUUGUAUGGAUGCUGAACAAGACUAGCUUGCCCUAACUUGGAUAGAAAAUUCAUCCUUGAAGGACAACAGUCAUCUUCCAGGCAGUCACAAGACUACUUGUGUCAUGCUCAUGCUCCUGUAUUACUCCAGUCAUGCCCUGAACACAUGCCUCAUGUUGACGUCGCCGCUGUUACCUAGCAGCAGUAGGGGAGGCCUUCCUUGGUCAGCCCCAGGUUCAGUGGCAGCCAUUUUGUCUGUCUGGAAGGAAAACAUGUGGUUGCCUAGCAACCGGGGCAUGCAUACCCUCACUCAGGGGUUCUCAACCUGUGGUACUCCAGCUGUUGAGGCUACAAUGGUCUUUGGCUGGGGAUGAUGGGAGUUGUAGUCCAACAACAUCUGGAGACCGAAGGUUGGCUCUAACCCCAUCUAGAUUGGGUGGAGAAGGCAGUCCAGCCUUAGGCAGGACCGGAGAGAAUAAUACAGAUUUAGAAAAAGAAACAAGAGUGCUGUUGACCCUGAGAGGGGACACAGACGUGAGCAUGAGGAGCAGGGGAACUACCUGGGCUCCAAACUUGAAUGUCAAAAGCAUUUAGAGAGAUGUUCUCAAAUGUUUUCAUACUGUGUUGAGCAGUCUCUUGCCUAAUAUGGAAUUACGGUUCUUUUGCCAGAAGCCAGGGACAAUUCAGACAUGGUUUAAACAGGGGUGUGGGUUUGCCCUUUAUUUCAAGUGAGUUUAUGCCCACAUCAAGAGCCUCAACCUGAACCCUAGAUUUCAUAUAGCUUUUGGUGGCUCCUUUUUGGCAAACUAAGUUGACUUCAGCUCAUGAUGGUUUCAUUCCAAGUUACCUCUUGUCUUCUGGCAGAUAAAGAGGCAAAAAGUGACACAGAACUUGGGAGUGAAUAAAGCUUCAUACACAUCUUAGGAAGGCCUCUGGAACCUCCAUGUUUUGAUAGUUAAGCAGGAGGGCCCCCCGGCCUUUUGACAGCCCAGAACAAGGAAUGCCCAGUAAUAGCUGCACAUCACAUUGACUUGGUGGUCUACCACACAUCCUGCCCACCCCCCAAAAGCCCUACACUCCAUCCUCCCUGCAUUUAUAAGGGUUGCCCUACUUCCUAGUUCAUCUUGGUCACAAGGAUUAAAAAAAUAUUUUGUGCACUAAACAGUCAUAUGGACUCACAAUAUGUAUCAUUGCUUCUAAAUGAAAGAAUGACCCAUAAUAGACCUAGUUAGUUAACUUGCCCCUUCUGUCCACAUGUCUUCACCCCAAGUAUGAGCUGGUUUGAAGCCAGUUUAAGUCAUGGUUCCUCUCCCCCACCCUCUUUAUAAAGGACCUAGCUUUGUGCCAAGAAGCUUUAGCCCUUCUGUAGAACCGUUUCCAGGGUUUCUUAGUUUGCGAACGAUAGAGUUGGUCCUAUGCAUGAUCAUGCAGCACUGAAGUCAAACCAUCUUGAGAGCUUUCUGAACUCAACACUAAAUACGGCAACAAUCCUGGAUUGCUUCACAUUUGGAUUCCUUUUUAUCUCUAAUUCUUCAGCACUUUUUGAAGCAUUUCUCUGCAACAGGAUUUUUUAAAAGGUGGAAUUCUGUACUCAGUUAUGACUCAAAAUAUAUUGUAUUAAAUGGGAAAAAAACUACAAGAGUUUAAAUGCUUUUGAAUUUCUCUCUCAAAGGCAGAGUAGAACUAUACUUUGGGAAAUUUUCUGAUUUGUAAAUGGAGGAUGAUAUUGUCUUAAGAUUAAGGGCAUGUUUGUGUGUUUGCAUGUUUUUUUGUAUUUUAAAGAGAAAAAUUUGUAUAUAAAGAAAUAGGAUACUACACAA
Hemicordylus capensis (graceful crag lizard) is the source of this 4935-nucleotide messenger RNA. RefSeq names its product solute carrier family 2 member 4 (gene SLC2A4). The record is from RefSeq and is a predicted model, not a curated record. Gene Ontology annotation, cellular component: membrane. Lineage: Eukaryota; Metazoa; Chordata; Lepidosauria; Squamata; Cordylidae. The transcript has 11 exons. Gene Ontology annotation, biological process: D-glucose transmembrane transport; cellular response to insulin stimulus. Bases 717 to 2258 code for a protein of 513 amino acids.